UUAAUUGAUUUUAUCAAAAAAAUUAAACAUCAUUAAUUAUUAAUGCCAAUUAAUUGGCAUUAAUUAAUCACAUCUUUCAUCGAAAAAUUCAAUCAAAUGCAUCCUGAUUAAGAAUGGAAAAAAAACAUGAUUGAAUCUUGUGUCUAAAAUGUGCGUGAUAUUGAUUAAAAAAAACAUUGGCAAGCAUAUUUCAACAAUAAAAAUACCAUUUUGGCAUGAUCAGGCACGAUAGAUGAUAAUUUUAUUUUCGUCUUUCUUCAUGUUAAUCAUGUCACAUCAUGAUAAUGAUGAUGAUGACCACUUUUUUUCGGGGGUUGAGAAAUUUGUGCAUGUGUUUGUGUGUGUGUCUGUGAUUAUCGUUGAUCAUGAUUUAUAUCAAUUUUUGAUUCUGUGCCAUAUAAUGUCAUAUGCAUUUUAUUUGAAGAGAUAAAAUUAUAUGUGUUGACUGUAUAACGUUUGGUUGUUCGUUGUUCAUUCAAUUCAAUAUAAAAUAGAACGUCUAGAAUCCAAUUUUGUAUUCAUUAUUUCAAUCAAUAACUUGUCCAAAUCAUCGAUCAAUCAAUCAAUAUCAUCACAUCAUGAAUGCUGAAAAAUAUUAUGAAGAAAAUUUCGAAACUCGUGCCAUACAUUGUGGACAAGAUGCAAGUCAAUGGAAUUGUCGUGCCGUUGUACCACCAGUGGUAUUAGCUACAACAUAUCAACAGACUGGUCCCGAUGUUGAUUCGGCUUAUGUUUAUAGCCGAAGUGGAAAUCCAACUCGUCAUUCGUUAGAGAAAUGUAUAGCUUCAUUGGAGGAUGCUAAAUAUGCUUUAACCUAUGCAUCGGGAUUAUCCACACAGAUGAGCAUUACAUAUUUGCUCAGUGCUGGUGAUCAUAUCGUUGCCGGUGAUGAACUUUAUGGCGGUACUAAUCGAUUUUUUCGUACAUGUGCAUCAAAAUUUGGCUUAGAAAUUGAAUAUGCUGAUUUUCGUCAAGUCGAUCAAGUUAUCGAUACAAUUAAAAGCAAUACAAAAUUGGUUUGGUUCGAAACACCAACAAAUCCAUUGUUAAAAGUUAGCGAUAUUCGAGCCGUUUGUGAUGCUGUUAAGCAGAAAAAUCCAAAAAUAAUCAUAGUUGUGGACAAUACAUUUAUGAGUCCAUAUUUUCAAAAACCAUUAAAUCUUGGUGCAGAUAUUUCGAUGAAUUCUAUUACCAAAUACAUGAAUGGCCAUUCCGAUGUUAUUAUGGGCUGUAUAUCGACAAAUGAUGAUGAAUUAUUCAAACAAUUGAAGUAUUAUCAAAAUGCUGUCGGUGCUGUUCCAUCACCAUUCGAUUGUUUUCUAGUGAAUCGUGGAUUGAAAACAUUAGCUGUACGUAUGGAACGUCAUUAUAAAAAUGCUUUGGCCAUAGCAAAAUUUCUUGAAACACAUAAAAAAGUUAAAAAAGUCAUCUAUCCAGCAUUAGAAUCACAUCCAGAUUAUGAAAUAGCCAGGAAACAAAGCAAUGGUUUUAGCGGUAUGAUGGGCAUGCAUAUUUGUGGUGAUAUUGAAAAUGCCAAAGAAUUUCUAUCACAUUUGAAAGUAUUCACGUUGGCUGAAAGUUUAGGCGCUGUUGAAAGUUUGAUCGAAAUACCCAGUCUAAUGACACAUGCAUCGAUACCGAAAGAAACACGUGAAGCAUUAGGUAUAUGUGAUACAUUUAUUCGAAUUUCGGUAGGCAUCGAAAAUGUUGAUGAUUUAAUCCACGAUCUAGAUCAAGCAUUGAACAAAUCAGAAAUUGUUAUACCAGAAGGUGCUUAAUUGAUUAUUAGAAUAUGAAAAACUCACAUUUGUAAAUUUUUUUCACAAUAAUUUUUUUUAA
Dermatophagoides farinae (American house dust mite) is the source of this 1839-nucleotide messenger RNA. RefSeq names its product Cystathionine gamma-lyase (gene Cth). Gene Ontology annotation, biological process: transsulfuration. Gene Ontology annotation, cellular component: cytoplasm. NCBI's taxonomy places the organism in Eukaryota, Metazoa, Arthropoda, Arachnida, Sarcoptiformes, Pyroglyphidae. The record is from RefSeq and is a predicted model, not a curated record. Gene Ontology annotation, molecular function: pyridoxal phosphate binding; cystathionine gamma-lyase activity.